Molecule: messenger RNA, 806 nt
Organism: Gilbertella persicaria
Lineage: Eukaryota; Fungi; Mucoromycota; Mucoromycetes; Mucorales; Choanephoraceae
Product: emp24/gp25L/p24 family/GOLD-domain-containing protein
Exons: 5
Coding region: 92-535 (147 amino acids)
Biological process (GO): endoplasmic reticulum to Golgi vesicle-mediated transport; intracellular protein transport; Golgi organization
Cellular component (GO): endoplasmic reticulum-Golgi intermediate compartment; endoplasmic reticulum; COPII-coated ER to Golgi transport vesicle
Source: RefSeq, a predicted model, not a curated record
CCUGAUUCGACUCAUACUCCGCUCAUUUACUUUUUUAUUUUUUUUUCUGUGUUUUUUGGUUUCUUUCUUUCAUUGACAAAACGCGCGCAUCAUGUCUUUGAUUCGUUUCUCGACACUUGUUUUAUUGGUAGCCUAUUUGGCUGGCACACAAGCUUUAUAUUUCUACUUGGAAAAUACGGAGAGAAAAUGUUUUAUUGAAGAUUUACCUAAAGAGACCAUGGUCAUUGGUGUCUAUAAGGCAGAACAAUACAAUACCAAUACAAACCAAUGGGCCGAAAACCCUGAAUCAAAAGUUGAGAUUUCUGUCGAGGAACUUCCUGCUCGUCAUAAAAUUGUAGAUACCAAGGGCAAGCCUUCUGGCCGCUUUACUUUUACUUCUCUUGAAUCUGGCGAUCAUGCCAUCUGUAUUUCUGUUAGCUCCAACUCUUGGUUUGAUAGCCACAAAACUAAAAUCACAUUGGACAUGGACUUUGAUGACCCAACUGAUCACCAUGACCAUCAUGCUGAAGGUGUUUCUGGUAAGUUUAUUAUAUGAUAAAAUAAAGCUGAUCAUGUCAAGAUUUGGUAAAGCGAGUUCAUGAAUUAAAUGAGCGUGUUGAAGAUAUUCAAAUUGAACAAAAUGCUCAACGUGAACGUGAAAGAGAUUUCCGUGAUCAAUCUGAAUUGACGAAUUCUCGCGUUAUUUGGUGGACUAUUUCUCAGACUGUUGUUCUUGGUGUUGUCUGUUUCUGGCAAAUGCAUUAUUUCAAGAACUUUUUUACAGCUAAGAAACUUGUAUAAAAUCAAUAAAUUGUUAUCUUUAAGAA